Molecule: messenger RNA, 7519 nt
Organism: Nasonia vitripennis (jewel wasp)
Lineage: Eukaryota; Metazoa; Arthropoda; Insecta; Hymenoptera; Pteromalidae
Product: trehalase
Exons: 7
Coding region: 967-2982 (671 amino acids)
Biological process (GO): trehalose catabolic process
Molecular function (GO): alpha,alpha-trehalase activity
Source: RefSeq, a predicted model, not a curated record
AAGUAGGCUGUGACUUGUGAAGUUGUGCCGAGUACACGUUACAGCAGCUGACGAGAGUUGGCCGAUCGCGCAGCUAUAACUGGGGCUAUAAUAUACGUGCACGAGCGGGAGCUGGAGCUGGCAUAUCCAGCAGUACCGACAGACAACGACAGACAACGUCCGCGUCUCGUAAAGUGCACUUUGUCGCAGUGAGUGCGUGUGCGUGCCAGUACUGCCAGUGCCUCCGCCAAUCAGUCAAUCCGUCAAUCGCCCGAGCAGCUGAUUCAACCGUCCCUUGUGUUGUUGUCGCGAUCUAUUACUCCGCGAGAGUUCCAGUAGAUUCGAAUCGCGCUUUUAUUUGCGCGUAAUCAAUCGCGAGUUCUGCGCGCGCGGGUCUAUAUACAUACGUGUGGACCCCCGUGCAUCAUCUUCGGUGCGUGUAUAGAAUUUGCUUUAUCAUCGCCGCUACUGCUGCAGCUCGCGAGUGAUGCUGGUUGUUUGGCAAGGAGCCGCCCGCCGUUGCCUGUGUAGCAGCGGGCAACGUACCGGCCAGAGCUACCAGUUCCGCCAGCAGCAGCAGCAGCAGCAGCAGCAGCAACUUCACCUGAGCCGCGGUUCCGUGACCGACAAGCUCGAGAGAUACCAACUCGCCGACAACCGGGAAGAUGCGGCCUUACUGCUGGAGCUGAGACCGUCUCGUAGGCUUCGCAAGACCGAGGGCCCGCACCCGAAGCCGCUGAGCAACAAGUAAGGAUCUCGCCGCGCGACCGCAUCCUCUCUCUUUCUCUUUCGUCGCUGCUUUUCAUUGCGCUCCUCUCUGCGCGCAGCCCCUUGCGAGCCGUCCUGCGACCCGAGACCGAGCGCGUCUGAGCGCGUCUGAGCGAGAGAGAGAGAGAGCUUGUAGCGCUGCUCAGUCGGAGAGAAAGAAGGACGACGAGGCGUCGCGCGAUCCGGGGAAAGGUGCUGGGAAGGGCCGAUUGGACGAGAAUGCCGCCGCCGAGGAUGAUGCUGCUGCUGCUGCCGCUGACGCUCUCGCUGACGCUGAGCGGCCGAGGCCUCGUCGCCGGCCAGGAGCAGACGACCGGAGCCAGCCAGAAGAAGCCGCAUCCAUGCCCGAGCGAGGUCUACUGCCACGGCGAGCUGCUGCACACGAUCCAGAUGGCCUCGAUCUACACGGACUCGAAGACGUUCGUCGACAUGAAGAUGCGCCAGCCGACGGAGGCGACGCUCGGGCUGUUCCGCGAGUUCAUGAACCGGACGGCCGGGGCGCCGACGCGCUCGCAGAUCGAAAAGUUCGUGAACGAGACCUUCGAGCCGGCCGGCUCCGAGUUCACGGACUUCGACCCGAAGGACUGGGUGGCCCAGCCCAAGUUCCUCCGCAAGGUCCUCGACCCGGAGCUCCGGAAGUUCGGCCAGGACCUGAACCACAUCUGGAAGCUGCUCGGGCGCAAGAUGAAGGACGACGUGCGGCUCAACAGCGAGCUCUACUCGAUCAUCUACGUGGAGAACCCGGUGAUAGUGCCGGGCGGCCGGUUCCGCGAGUUCUACUACUGGGACUCCUACUGGAUCGUGAAGGGCCUGCUGCACUCGGAGAUGCACGCCACGGUGCGCGGCAUGCUCAGCAACUUCGUCUCGAUCGUCGACCGGUACGGCUUCAUCCCGAACGGCGGCCGGAUCUACUACACCAUGCGCUCGCAGCCGCCCAUGCUGCUGCCCAUGGUGCACGAGUACCUGAAGCACAGCAACGACUACCAGUGGCUCGAGGAGAACCUCUGGCUCCUCGAGAAGGAGUUUGACUUCUGGAUGACCAAGCGCACGGUCGAGGUCGAGCGGGACGGCGUCAGCUACACCCUGGCCCGCUACUACGAGGAGUCCUCCGGCCCGCGGCCCGAGUCCUACAGGGAGGACUACCUGACCAGCCAGAGCUUCCGCACGAGCGAGGAGAAGGAGAACUACUGGGCCGAGCUCAAGACCGCCGCCGAGACGGGCUGGGACUUCUCCAGCCGCUGGUUCAUCCUCGACGGCACGAACAAGGGCAACCUGACCAACCUCAAGACGCGCUCCAUCAUCCCGGUCGACCUGAACGCCCUGAUCUACCGGAACGCGGUCCUGCUGGCCCAGUACAACCGGCACUUCGGCAACGUCAGCAACGCCGAGCGCUACGAGCGCCGGGCCCGCGAGUGGCAGCGGGCCGUCACCGCGGUCCUCUGGCACGACGAGGUCGGCGCCUGGCUCGACUACGACAUCCUCAACGACCUCAAGCGCGACUACUUCUACCCGACCAACAUCCUGCCGCUCUGGACCGGCUGCUACGAGGCCGCGCGCCGCGAGGAGCACGUCUCCAAGGCCCUCAAGUACCUCGAGAAGAGCCAGAUCAUGAUGAACCUCGGCGGCAUACCCACGACCCUCGAGCACUCGGGCGAGCAGUGGGACUACCCGAACGCCUGGCCGCCCCUCCAGUACUUUGUCAUCAUGUCGCUCGACAGCACCAACGACCCCUGGGCCCAGAGGCUCGCCUACGAGAUGAGCCAGCGCUGGGUGCGCAGCAACUACAAGGCCUUCAACGAGACCAACAGCAUGUUUGAGAAGUACGACGCCACGGUGUCGGGAGGCUACGGAGGCGGCGGCGAGUACGAGGUGCAGCUGGGCUUCGGCUGGUCGAACGGCCUCAUCCUCGACUUGCUGGACAAGUACGCCGACCGACUGACCGUCGAGAACCACUUUGUGCCGUCCGACGUCACGACGCGAAACGUGGCCGGGCCGCAGCUCGCCGGCGUCUCGACGGCCGGCCAGCUCAUGACCGGCGUCCUCGCCCUCAUCAUUUCCCUGGCCGCGGGAUUCAUCGGGAUGGUCAUGUACAAGCGGCGCCACUACUACGGAGUCUCGGGCCCGUCGACGGCGCCGAGCAGCCGCAAGUCCGCCGGAGGCGUCGGCCCGGCCUCGGCCCUCUACCGCAAGCGCUUCGCCUACACCGAGCUCAAGGACAUGAACAACGACGACUGACUAGCCGACGUCGGCGACGGGGACGAGGACCUGGAGCCGCUCAUCACCUAGCCUGCAGCUGCGCGCGCACUCGCUCGUCUGCUGGACUGGCGCAGAGCCGACUCGGAAAGUCCUAGUAUUAUUUAGCCAAUUCAAUGUCAACCGCCUCGAUCGCGUGAGCGCGCUAUAUACUAUAUUUCUACAUACCUAUACCUAUAUAUAUAUAUAUAUAUCAGUCGAGUGUACGCGUUCGCGAGUUUUUCCGUUCCCGGCCUGUCGAGACGCUCUGCCUCGCGCACCCGACCGAUCCUUCCAUGACAGCUCAAAGUAUCGCCGGAUACUUUUUCAACUGGCUCCGAGUCGGCGUCUCGACACCCCGCAAGCUCGUCGCGUUCGCGAGUGAAGAACGAGUGCCUUCGCUGCAGGUUCGGUUGCAGCUUUCCUCCUCUGUGCAGGAUGCCGCUGACGGCGAGGAGCAUCAGGAAUGUCGACCGAAGCCUCCCCUGUGCCGCGAGCCGAUACAGUUACUCGACUACAAUGCCCAUAGUAAGUUAAGGAUGCAGUUACACAAAUCAUGCAAAUAAUAUGACGACUGGCGAAUUUCUUACAACUCGAUGUAGCUCCGAUUCCGAGUGUAAAUAGGAAUAUGUUAUCACGCGUACGAGAAGGAAAAUCGAUUUAUUGAUCGGGGCUUUAUUAAGGAUUCGGCGCGCGGUUAAUCGCGCGUUCUCUGCACUUGCAAUGACAUCGCAAGCUUCGCGAAGCAGGCCCGUACCGCGCGACAGAUAGGAUAUAUAUAUAUAUAUAUAUAUAUACAUUUAUAUAUAUACACACACACAAAAUAUAUAACGUAUUUUUUAGAUGAAACCAUGUAAAAAGCAGAUGAUGGGCGAUGUGCACUAGGUAUAAAAACUGAACUCUUGAUUGUUGUGGAAAAGAAGGGAGGAUAGCAUCAGGCAUAUUUUUCUAAGUCCACAGCUUUUCCUGACCACUGCUUUCUUUCCAUGCUGCGCAAACUUUGAUAGGAUUUAGCAUGAAAAAGGCGGAGACUCUGUAAUUGAUGAAAUUAGUAGAUAAAUCGUCUGACUAUGCAUGUGAUAAUUUAAAUAAUUUUACAUGACCGAUCACUUGCUACUUUUAGUAGCGAAUAAAUGGUCUGUACAUGUAUCUCUGAUGCUUAUUAAGCUAGGGCGUUUUUCGGGGAUUUUCUCCUAUUUUUCUUCUAUUUUUCUUCUAUUUUUCUUCUAUUUUUCUUCUAUUUUUCUUCUUGAUCAUGACCCCUUCACGGGAAUGAAGAAAAAUUCAAUUACACCUUUACGUUAACAAAGUUACGUGGUCGUCUUGUGCCAUACCUUCGAUAGAUUAUCUCUCCUCUAAGCAUUAGCUGUCCGAUAGAAUACAGUAAUGGCGAGAACCUACGGGUAUAAGACAUCAUUUUUCAAGCCAUUUAUAAGAAAUAAUUCUAGAUAUAUUAAUCUAUGCGUAGAUGUAGUGAUUUUAUCCUAAUCCAUUUAUGGAACCACCGACAAUUGCUGCGGUCCAUUCGAAUAUACAGAUCAAGUUUUUAUAUUUCAAGUGAUUUUUCUCUCAAAACUUGAUCUUUCAAUACUUUUACUAUCUGCUUUUGUUUGGGAAAGUAGCUUUGUUGACCGUUAAAAUAAUAUUUAUACUGCGUAUGAUCAAGUAGACAUUAUAGUAUACGACCACGCACACUUUCAUCGUUUCUGUUAUAUAAAAAGGCAUUACACUCGUUAUGCGUCCGAUAAAUUAUUGUCGAUUAUAAAAAACGAUUUCGAUAAAAUUACCUGUAAUUAUUUGUUAAGUUACUAGCAACUGUAGAAUCAAGCUCUUCUCUAACAAUUGCAUAGAAAUGUUUUUUUACGUUACCCGUUUUAUUUUAUUUAUUGUCGUUAAAAUUUUUACCUUCUACUUCAUUGUUUUAAACGCUCUUUAUUUAGCGCCCAUUUGUUAAUAUCUUUUCUUUCUAUACCUAUAAACCACUUUUGGAAAGGAGGUGGCAAUCACGACAUAAUUAUAAACCUACUCAAUAUGAAAUGAACUUUUAGUAUCGAAUACAAGUUUUUGCAAGUAUCAACUUAUUAGAAUAGCAUGAUAAUUAUGCGUGUGAACGUUUAGUACUCUAAAAUUAAUUUGUAUAUAAUUGCGUCGUACAAUAAUAAAAAAUUGCAAAUCGAAACACUACUAAAAAUAAAUUGAGAAAAAACUGCACUUCAAUUGUUUAUUUUCAUUCUCCCAUCGGGAUCAGUAUUAAUUAUUACAACAUAUUUCAAUGAUCUACUUAAUUAAAAAAAAGAGCUUGUAAAUGUGUCAUUUAUGUACAUUUGAAGCAAUUCAAACUUUGCUCGGCUUUGAAAAACGCGAUGAUACAAAUAUGUUCGGUAUGUGGAAAAUAGCUAAAGAGAAUACAGCAUCGUAAUUGUUGCAUAUACUUAUAUACAUAUAAUUGAUCAAUUUGUACGUGAAUUACGCAUUAAGAUUACUUAAUAUAUUGGCUGGAAAAAUUUAUGCAAAUUCAUAUUGUUCAAAAAAGGUGACUAUACUGCCACUAUUAUUAAGAUUUAUUAUUUUUUAUCAUUGCGCGAUUACGUACUGCAAAUAUUAAAUCUCUUUAAUUUAAUUGAUUUGCAAGACAGAACCGCAUCGAAUCACGAAAAUCAUGAGAAAAUUAUGAGAGAAAUAAAUUGUUAUAAUAACACCAAUGAAAGGUUGCCGAUGCAAAUUUUACUGUUGUUACAAUCUAUUUUAUGUUGGUAUUUUACUGGCUAUCCAAGUAUCGUAGAAUUUACUAUAAAUUUAUAUGUUAUACUUUGAACUUUGAAACAUACAUGUUUGUUUUUUUAUUUACAAAUUAGCUCCUAAUAAUACCGUUAUAAAAUAAGUAAAUUUUAUCAUCAAGAACACGGGCAUUGUUGUGAGUGCGUCGACAUGACUAUAAUGAUGAAAUACUUUCGUGGAAGUUGAAAAAACUCUAAAUUCCUAUUCAUUAUUAUUUAAUGAUGGUAACAUAUUUGAAAUGUAUGAAAAAUUAAAUCGCUGACGUAGAAAUGUUAGAAAAAUAUCGUAUCGUAGUCUUUCGAUUUUCAACCAUAUCAGGUAGGUAAAAUCAAAUACACCUGCAGUAACCUGGAGCUUUGCAACAGUGAAAAACACUACAACAUUUUUACAGAAUUGGUAAGAUGGAAAAUUAAUAAUUUUGAGUAGCAAAAAUGUAUUUAUGUCAAGUAAUUCGGUAGAAUAAUUAAAACGUACGACAAGUUUCAAUUAUUGUGUAUUGAGUCUCAAACGGAUUCGGAACUGCUGCAGUCCGAUCUCGAUGUCCUGCGCUUGUAGAGGGGUUCGCGGCCGUUCUACUUUGGCUAUGGCAUCGGGGGGGGGGGGGGGGGGCGAGCAUCCUUUUUGACACUGCACUCACGUUUGGACCCUACAUCGAUUAUGUGACCUCGAAGGCCAGCAGGCAGAUAGGUUUUAUCAAACGGACUACGUCCGAUUUUAAGCAUCAUGGCACCAUCGCCUAUCUCUAUAGGUCAUUGGUCCUACCGAUCCUACUCUACUGUUCACCUAUCUGCUCCUCUUUCAUUAAGAUUGCGUCUGGUCGGCUCGAAUCCGUCCAGCAUCGUAUAAUCAGAUAUCUUGCUUUUAAAUGCAAUCGCGCUAUGAGUAGGUUUGAGCAUGACUAUACUGGCUUAGCUCAAUUUUUUAACUUGCCGACGAUAAUGAGUUUACAUCACUAUCGCGACUGCCUGCUGUCCUUCAAGGUUCUCCACGAUUUUGUUGCCUGCGAUGCAAUUAAGCUGAAAUUUCGUAACAGGGAACUUGUGUAUUCGCUCCGCAACCAUCGACCUCUCUGUGAGAAAUCGUCAUCGUCUAAUUUCGGAUUCUUUUCAACGGUUAAUAGGAUGCGUAGAUCUUGGAACGUUCUUCCACGUAGCGUUAUCGAGGUUUCUGUUCUAUCUGGAUUUAAAUCGAAAUUGAAGAAUUUAGUUUUUAGUUUCUAAUACUCUCUUAAUCUUGAUUGUAUAUCCGUUCCGUAAUAUUCUAUCUCGUUAUUUUGUAUUUAAUUUUAUCCUGCAUAUUACGCAGUAUUUGUAAAGGGCUUCUAGCCCGUUUAAUUGCUCAAUAAAUAAAUAAAUAAAUAAAUAAAUAUUUCGAAUGCAAGUGAGUCGGUAAUCUUUUGUAAUAGUCAUUUCUUCUUAAAUUAAAUUUUUGAUUAGCGGCUAACGGAUGAUGGCGCUUUCAAUAUGAUUAACCGAUUAGUCUUUUAUAAAUUAAAAAAGAAAAAUUUCUAUUCAUGUACAUAUAGACACAUGUGCAAGACGAAAAGUAAUAAAAAAUGAUUUUCGAUACGUUUACUCUGUACGUUAUACCUGAUAUUCUCUCCGUUGAUCUAUCACUAACUGCUUUUCGCAAUACCGUGUCCAUGUAAGCUUUGUUAAGUAAAAUUAGAACUUUUAGAUAGUAAUGUAUGAGGUGUGAUAAGUAUGUGAAUAUGUAAUGUAUCUGUAUGCAUAUGCAUAAAUACAAUGUUCGAUUCAAAGUA